Paramormyrops kingsleyae is the source of this 3039-nucleotide messenger RNA. Its product is annotated as coxsackievirus and adenovirus receptor homolog. The record is from RefSeq and is a predicted model, not a curated record. Lineage: Eukaryota; Metazoa; Chordata; Actinopteri; Osteoglossiformes; Mormyridae.
GCCAUCCAGAGGAGUCCGGCCCAAAAACCACGUCAUGUUUCAUCCCUUUAAGAAGCACCUGCUCCUUCCAGCUCACCUGGAAACUCACCUGUUCCAACUGGCUGACAGGAGAAGAGAAUGAGUGGGUGGGGCAGCAUGAGAGAGAGAGAGAGAGAGAGACUGUGUGUGUGACAGAAAGAGAGAAGGAGAUAGAGUAUGCCUGAAGAAGAGAUCCCACGUUUCAGGUUAACCACAGGGAUCUGGUUUAAAAUGUCCAGGUUUACAGGUGGCCUGUCAGUUGCCAGGUGCUGCCACAUUCGCCCAAGCCCUGCCCUCUGCUGUGUCCUGAUGCUUUACUUACAUGCUGGUGGCACUGUUGCCUUGCAAGUGACCUCCACUGGGCCUCAAACCAUGCAGAAAGCCCUGGGAGAGAGUGUGAUCCUGGGCUGCGAGUACAGCACAGGGCCCUCGGACGUUGGAGAGCUGGACAUUGAGUGGACGAUGGUCAGCCCAGACAUAACGCAGAAGGACCAGCUGAUCCUGUCCUUCAUGGGAGGGACGAAGUACGAUCACAGCACCGGCGCCCUGGCGGAGGGAGUGGACUUCGUCGCCGCCGACCCGUCCCAGGGCGAUGCAUCCAUCAAGAUCUCCUCCCUGGCUGCCAGUGACGCCGGGACCUACCAGUGCAAAGUGAAGAAGGGCCCAGGUGUGGACACACGGAAGGUCACGCUGGUCGUGCUGGUACGUCCCUCUGAACCUAAGUGUAAGCUGGUGGGGAGUGAGAAGGUAGGGGGCGCUCUUUCCUUGCAAUGCCAAUCCUCGGAGGGCUCGACACCACUCUCCUACAUAUGGCGGAAGGGUAGCGAGGAGCUUCUUCCUUCCAACGUCACACAGAACUCAGUCACGGGAGAGCUGUUCAUCACCAACCACUCAGAAAGCACGCAGGGCAUGUACGUGUGUGAGGUGCGUAAUGCCGUGGGGAUCGAGCGAUGCCGCUUCCGGCUGCAAGCCAUCAAGCCCCCUAACAGGUCGGGUGUGAUUGUGGGCACCUUUGUGGGUGGUCUUCUGCUGGUGCUCCUGCUGCUCCUCUUUAUUUGGUUCCUAUUCUGCCUCUGGGACAAGCGACAGUCCGAGAAGGAAGAUCUGGCCAACGAUGUCAGGUUGGAUGUCCCCAGCCCCCUGAGUCGGCCCCCAAGCCGGGCCCUGAGUCGACCCCCGAGCUGGGCCCUGAGUCGCCCCCCGAGCCGGGCCCUGAGUCGACCCCCAAGCUGGGCCUCUGGCCGACGGUCAGACUGGGCGCACAGCUCGUUCAAGAACCCGUCCAUCACCCGGUCCCUGGCGUCUGGCUCGAUAGCGGGAUCCUUCAGCACCGGCCGCAAGUCGCCAGACUCCUGGCUGCUGGGGGCUCGACUGGAGAGCAGAGGCAGCUAUGCUGUGUGACGGACUGCAGCAAAUCCAGGAAAGAGACCCACACGCCACUCCUGUCAUGUCAGUCAUGUAAAUGUGUCCCGAUUUGUGUUUUCCCCUAAUUUUUUUUUAAUAAAACAGACAGAAGGGGGCUUCUUCUCUGACAUGACGACACCCCCUGCUGCCUCACUCUCCAGCCAGCACAAUUUGCUCGGAUCUGGACACACCCCCACACGACUGCACCUUUACAGUACACAUGGAUGUGGAUCCGAUGGUUAUUAAAGGGCAUUCAUUACGUUUUUCAUGCCCUGUGGUUGUGGGGUUCGUGAGAAUCUGACUGUCGUCGCUGUACUGAUCACGUUCACAUUGGUAGGUCACGUACACACACAUAGAUACACGCGCUCGCGCCUCACCCCGACGGCAAGACGGCGAGUGCGGCAUGCGGGGGAUGUCAUUCUGCGCCUGCGGUUUGGGACCUGCGGCCGGGCCAGGCGACACAGCGCAGCCGACAGCCCCGGGCCAGGCGACACAGCGCAGCCGACAGCCCCGGGUGACUAUAUGCGGCGACGCACCGUGACGACAGCCGCUCACACCACAGCUGCACCUGCAGGAAGUCUCACCCACGGCUCUUCGGACCUGUGAACCAGCACCUCCAUCUGAUGCACUCUCAUAAUAGUGAUCAGGCUGCCGCAUAAACCUGAGGUGCUCAGAGACACAGGAGACGCUACUUUGGUAGCUGGGGGGGGUUCUGCAUUACUGUUAGAAGCAUAGCAGGCUCCCUAUACAUCUCCUCUAUUCAAAUUUCAAACUUUAUUUUAAUUUGUCUGCUUCCUAUUUAUUCAGCUGGUGGCUUAAACAGACGAUAGACUAUUUGAUGUUUUUCAAUUGCUGUCCGUCUCCAUCCAGUCCACUCUGAUUCUUUCCCAUACUCUGAAAACAGUGACGUCACUCCUAAAGUUCUCCAUUUAUUUGGUCAUUAGCCAGCCUGCCACUACUCCAUUGAUUAAGCUACAGUAGAGCAGAGAUUUUGCUUGGAUGAUGGGAGCUUAGUCAUGGGACAUCUUAGCAGUGCAGUUAUGAGAAUGUUUUAUAUAUCACCCUAAAAUCAACCCCCACUGUCUUAUCUCUGAAUCACUGUCUUAUCUCUAUCUGAAGAUCAUGAAAAUCUAAGGAUAUAAUAAACUUUGCUUGUGGUGCUCUUGGUGAGCCUUGGUGACGGACCUUCAACCACAAGUCAAUGUGUUUAUGCACCUGGUUCAGUGUGUCUCACCUCCGCCAGUGAGGUCCAUGCGAGCCUUGGUGGUCGUGCUGGGGAGGGCAGGUGCCCUCGUUGUGGCUCUCAGAAUGCCAGCAGACGAUCAACAUGGUGGCUGAAGACAGGAGGGAUUCCCAAGGCAGAGCAGCUCACUUCUGCUCUAGCUAACAGCUCUUCUCCUGGGUGGCUUUUGCAGACACCUUACAGCGUGGGAGCCCUAUUGGCUUACACCUCCGCCGUGUGUGUGCAGGUUCUCCCCGUAUCACACGGCUUUCUUCCGGGUUCUCCUGUCUCCUCCUGCAGUCCAAAAAUGUGCAGCUGUGCGGAGUUGUGUCUCUAAAUGGCCCACAGUGUGUGUCGCUUUUCAAGCUUGAAAUGUAGUUUUUUAUUAAGCUAAU